This is a messenger RNA of Lactuca sativa (garden lettuce), 4463 nucleotides long. RefSeq lists its product as uncharacterized. Gene Ontology annotation, cellular component: plasmodesma; plasma membrane. The record is from RefSeq and is a predicted model, not a curated record. Gene Ontology annotation, biological process: protein autophosphorylation. Gene Ontology annotation, molecular function: ATP binding; transmembrane receptor protein tyrosine kinase activity. NCBI's taxonomy places the organism in Eukaryota, Viridiplantae, Streptophyta, Magnoliopsida, Asterales, Asteraceae.
AUUAUAUUGACCAAUCUCUUCCCUUAACAUUAAUUUGUGGCCUUUCCUUUUAGCUGUCGUCUUUACUCGAUCAUCACAAACAUUAUGUCGUCUUCAUCUUCCUACAAACAGUUUGCUCACUUACGAAUCCCACUUGAAGAGAUAGUCUCCGGCACCACCAAUUUUUCUAAUGCAAAUCUCAUUAGAGAAAGUGCAUUUGGAAAGGCUUACAAAGGACACCUCUUUCGGUCGGAACAACAGAUUGAUAUUGUUGCAGAAAGGUUAGAUCGUAAGCAUGGAUACGGAGACGUCGAGUUCUGGAAGGAGAUUUCGAUGCUUUCUAGUCUCAAGCACGAAAACCUGGUAUCUAUUAUUGGGUUCUGUGAAGAGAAAGAUGAGAAGAUCAUCAUAUACAAGGAUAAGGUCAACGGAAGUCUCGACAAACUUCUUAGAGACCCGACCCUCACAUGGAUGCGGAGAUUGCAGAUAUGUGUUGGUGUUGCGCACGCGUUGAGUUACAUUCAUUAUGAUAAGCGACGCGAUUUUAGCGUCAUACAUCGUGAUAUCAGGAGCUCAAAGAUCUUACUAAAUGACCACUGGGAAGCGAAGUUAUCUGGUUUUGAACUUUCCAUCAGUCAGAAAGCAGCUCGAAGAAACCGACUUUGCCUUAUUAAUGUUCGUGGCAUGCGUGGGUAUUGUGACCCAACGUAUGUCAAGAGUGGAAGUGUGACCCACAAGUCGGAUAUGUAUUACUUUGGUGUAUUGUUAUUUGAAGUAUUGUUCGGAAAGAACGCAGUGAUGGUUAACGAGGUUAAUAGGUUGCUAGCCCCGUUGGCGAUAUCUCAUUAUGAAGGUGGAAGAUUAGAUGAUAUGAUCGAUCCGGUUCUAUGGAAACAGAUGGAUCCACAAUCAUUCAAGAUCUUUUCAGAAAUAGCAUAUUACUGCUUGAAGAAACAACGAUCACAGCGUCCAAACAUAGAUCAGAUUGUUAUGAAACUUGAGAAAGCAUUGGAGUCUCAACAGAAACAUGAAAAUCCUGCUUACUCGACGGUUGAAGGCAUAGCCUCCAAAACCUUGAAGGGGAAAAAUGUGGAACACUUACGCAUCCCACUAAGUGAUAUAGUGUCGGCCACCAAGAAUUUUUCUAAAACAUACUUAAUUGGGUCAGGCACGUAUGGUGAUGUAUACAAAGCGGAGCUUGACCAUUUUGAUGACAAGUAUUUCCUUCCACUACAAGAGAAGCAAAAAAGCGAACUUCCCAAAAAGCGUAGCAUUGUAGCUAUAAAACGGAUAUUGGUUAGAGAAGACAAGCAAGGAGAACAAGGGUUCCUUGCUGAAAUUGAAAUGCUUUCAAGUUGUAAGCAUCCCAACAUAGUCUCUCUUCUUGGCUUUUGUGAGGAAGGUCCUCAUAUGAUACUUGUUUAUGAGCAUGCUGCUAACGGAAGCCUUGAUAAUUAUUUGGAAGGUAGUGGUAAAUUGGCUAAUCUUAGUUGGAUGCAACGUAUAAAGAUCUGCAUUGAUAUUGCACGCGGGUUGCAUUACCUUCAUACAAAGAUAGAGGAUGAACGAAGGAUAAUACACCGUGACAUAAAAAGUGGUAACAUUUUAUUAGGUGAGAAUUGGGUGGCAAAGAUUGCUGAUUUUGGGCUCUCCAAAUUCCACCCGAAGAGUCAACAAAGGAACACUCUGUAUACAGAACAUAUUGCAGGCACAAAAGUAUAUUUGGAUCCAGAAUAUGAUAACACAGGUAAGUUGAAAAACGAAACAGAUAUUUACUCAUUCGGAGUUGUUUUAUUUGAGGUCCUGUCUGGAAGGUUUGCAAAUGAUCUGAUUUACACCAAAGAAGAUAGCAACGGGUUUGCACCUGUCGCACGAAGACGCUUCAAUGAGGGCACAAUAAAGGAAAUUGUUGAUCCUCGAUUACUUGAAGAAACGCAUGAAAGUGUUUUCACCCUAAAUAAAGGACCUGAUCAGGAUUCCCUUGACGCAUUUUCAAAAAUUGCAUAUCAGUGUGUUGCAGAAAAUCAAGCUGGGCGCCCCACAGCGGAAGUCAUCAUCAAGAAACUUGAGGAAGCAUUAUCUUUUCAAGAAAACAUCAAGGACAACCUCAAACUUUCACUAGAAGGUUUAAUAUCGAUCACGGAAAACUUCAGCAGUAAGAACGAGAUUGGUAAAGGAGGAUUUGGUAAGGUGUACAAAGGAGAAGUUGCAUAUGCUGAUGGACGCAAUACCAUUGCCGCAAAGCGGUUGGAUAAGAGUUUAGGUCAAGGAGAAUAUGAAUUUCUGAUGGAGCUUGAAAUUCUUUUCGAGUAUAAACACGAGAAUAUCAUUGGUCUUGUAGGUUAUUGCAACGAAAUGGAUGAAAAUAUCAUUGUUUAUGAGUACGCAUCUAGAGGAAGUCUUGACAAACACUUGAGCAACAAUGGUCUUACAUGGAGGAAACGGCUUGAGAUAUGCAUUGAUAUUGCAAGUGGCUUGGAUUUCCUUCAUGGAGGUGCGGUAACACAAGAGGUAGUGAUACAUAGAGACAUCAAAAGUUAUAACAUUCUACUAAAUGAUGAUUGGAAAGCAAAAAUUGCUGAUUUUGGGGUUUCUUUAAUAAGUCCAAUAAAUAAGGAUAUGGACUAUGUGAUUACUAAUCCUUGUGGCACAAUCGGCUAUAUUGACCCAUUAUACUUGAAAUCCGGUUUCUUAACGAGAGGGUCCGAUAUAUACUCGUUGGGUGUGGUGUUAUUUGAGAUCUUGUGUGGUAGACUCGUGUGUGAAAUCAUCAAUGGCAAACUUCAAAUUCUAACCAAUUUGUUUAAACGCCACUACCAAGAAGGAAACCUCGAUGAGAUGGUUUUUGAAGGUAUAAAGAAACAAGCUGUGCCCAAAUCGUUGACCACAUUUCAAGCGAUUGCCUACCAAUGCUUACAUGAUGAAAGUAAAAAUCGACCAACAACAAGUGAGGUCCUACUACAACUCAAAAGAGCAUUGGAGUUCCAAGAGGAUUAUGAAAUAUGGGCGCCCAAAUUGCCUAAUGAUUAUGAACAAACAUUUAAAAUGUCAAACUUCCCUGAGAUCCACUCCAUUGAAAAGAAAAAGAACCUCUACGACAUGCUCUGCAAAGGAAUACUCCUUCAAGAAGGCAAAAUGUUAUUUUCACUGGGCGAUAAUGGAGAACGAAAUGGAAUGAUAUCAGCGAGAAAGUUUCUAUACAAACGUCGGUCAGGUUCACAUAAGUGGCGAUCUGUUCCAGAAUCAAGGUUUGAUAAAGUAGCAAAGAUGUUAGAUCUAUCGAAUCUAAAUAUCCAAGUAAAGAUAAAACCUCAAUUUUUAUCUCCGGGCGUCAACUAUGGUGUUUAUCUAGUUUUUAAAUUUUGCGAAUCAAGAAAAUCUGUAACAAAUCGGAUGUACGUGAACCUAAAGUACAAAAUGGGGAGGGAAACCUUACAUACAUAUUUUGCAACACGGAGAGAAGAUGGGUGGAUGAUGAUUGAAAUGCAUCGAUUCUUAAAUCAUGAGAAAGAUGAUGACUUUGAGUUUCUACUAGAGAGCUUUUCGCGAUGCUACUGUGAAAGCCAUGACAUCUAUAUUCAAGGCAUCGAGUUUCGGGCCAUUGAUAAUGUCAAACAUGAAGAAAUCAAGAAAUUGAAGGAAGUCCAACAACUCUCGAUCAAAUCAGACUUGAACAUGGAACACGUGCAACAAUUUUCAACUAAUUUUGAGAAAGAAAUUGACAGAUUUGAAGAUUAUGAUGAGGGUGAAAAGUUGUUCUCGCUAAACAAAGUGAUCCUAAAAAAGAAACAUUAUGUAAUCUCAGCAAAGGAGGCUGUUUACAAAUCUACUGAUGUGAAGCUUUUCAAUGUGCUACCCUCAACCCAUUCCAGAUUCCAAAAUGCAAUUGAGCUUCUAAGACAACAAGUAUUUCGUAUCAAGUGCAAGAUUGAAAGUCAAAGGUUGUCACCAGAUACAGAAUACACAUGUUACCUUGUGUUCAAGCUCUCAGAAAAAUGCUAUGGCUUGCAUUGUCCGGUGAUAGUACGAGAUUUACUCCAACAACGCAAAAACAAAGAGAAGGGAAUUAUUUAUUUUAGAUCCCCAAGCCCAUGUAAUGUCAAUGAUACUGAUCGGGUUCCAAAAGAGAGGGAAGAUGGAUGGAUGGAAGUCAAUGUGUGGAAAUUUAACUCAAGUAAUGAGAUUCGAGAUGAUUGUGCUUAUAUCAAUUUGAAGCUCAUAAGUUAUAAAGGUACUAUGUCUGGCCUUAUUAUAAGCAGCCUUGAGUUUCGGCCGUUGUAAGCAGAUAUAUGAGAUAAUGAUGUGACUUGUGAGCUGAUAUGGAAAACAUAGUGAACAUUAUACAAUUGUUUUAGCUUUACAAUGAUUCUAUACUUGUGUUAGGAGUAUGACAUCUCAUACUUCAUCAGAAACCAUCUUAUUUAUUCCUUUGUUUAAUUGUUUUUUAUUAUUAUUCCUUUGUAUAAUUUGUAUAUUACAUGUUC